UUCAUUUUUGUUGUGGUAUAUUUGUUCAGCAUAUAAUUGUCAUUUUGAUAAUUGAAUUUCUAACAUUCUUUUGUUUGUUUAUUAUUAUUUGUUAUAAAAAAUGUCACAAGAAACCGAUAAUGCCAAAAUUCUAGAUGAAAUUGAUCCAAAUUCUGAAGAUUGGCAACAUUUAUUUAAAAAUAAUGGUCAAGCACGAUUUUCAGCACAUCCACGACGAUCAUCGAUUCUGAAAUUGAACGAACAUUCAUUAGCAUUUGCUGAUCGUCGUUCAUCUACUCGUCGUGUUAGUUGGGCACAAACUUUUCAAUACAAAGAAGUUUUAUUGGAUGGAACAUCAGUACUCACCAGUCAAGAACUAAAUAAAUAUGGUCCAAUCAAUCCGAAUGCUAUUGUAAUUAGUGCUACUAAUGAACAAAAAAAUGAUGACAAAAAUGAAAAUAAUUCGAAUAAUAAUAGUCCGAAAAUAAUCAAUUGUUAUGAUGAAAAUAUACAGAAAAUUAAGAAUAAAUUCGAACCAAAGCAUCUUCCGCAAGUAUUGUCCAAAUAUUAUAAUCCAAAAAAUGAUCGUAAAGAUUAUACAACAGUUAUCAAUACUGCAUUGAAUAAAUAUGGUGUUGAAAUCGAUACUGCCAAUCCGAUUAAUAAUGCUGCUAAAUUAUACGAACUAUUUAAACGCGAUCAUCCAUCACAUGAACAGAAUUUUGAAAAAUUUUUGAAACAUUUAAACCUAGAUGAUGAACCUCAACAACAACGUUUACCAUCACAACCGGUAAAAGCAAGCGAUUCGAUCGAAAAUAAUAUCAAUCAAACACCAAGUAUUAAUUCACCUACUGAAAAGAAUUUUUUAAAUUCGACAAAAAUUUCCGAAUCACAUCAUUCAUUAAGUUCAUUUUCGAUCAUAGAUCAAAGUCCUAUUCGAAAUGAUGGCGAUUUAAAGAACAUUGAAUUAGAUAGUGAUGAUGAUGAUAAUCAACAUUCUAUAGCUAAAACAAUCCAUAAUACUUCAUUCAUGCAAUUAGAAUCGAAUACUGAUGAAAUGCCAGAUUUAAAAAAAUUCAAAUCCAUUGAGCAGCCUGAAAUUGAUCGUCUUCAAGCACAUGAUAUGAGUGUCGAUAUGUCAUUAGAAUUAUCACCAACAAAAAAAUCAGUUGAUCCAAUGUCGAUUGAAACGGUUGAAACUUUAACAUCGGAUACAAAUAUGGCCAUUAGCGAAAAUUUUGAAUCUGAUAAACCAGAAAUUGAAAAUGAAUUUGAGAUUUUUGUUGAUCAAAGUUGUAUAGCGGCAAAAAUGCCUGGAAAAGAAUCACCGAAAGCAGAUGCGAUGAAUUUUCUUAAAAAACUCGAUGGUACACCGAAUACAGAUUAUUCCAUUAGCUUUGAAGAAGAUGAUGACGAUGAUAAUGAUUUAAAUCUCAAAAAUGCAAACAAUGACAAGCCUGAAAAAGAAAAAGUAGAUUCAACAGAAUCGAUUUUUGUUGAUCAAAGUUGUAUAGCGGCAAAAAUGCAUGGAAAAGAAUCACCGAAAGCAGAUGCGAUGAAUUUUCUUAAAAAACUCGAUGAUACACCGAAUACAGAUUAUUCCAUUAACUCCAAAGAAGAUAGUGACGAUGAUAAUGGUUUAAAUCUUAAAAAUGAAAACAAUGACAAGCCUGAAAAAGAAAAGGUAGAUCCAUCAGAAUCGAUUUCGAAAGAAAUUAUCGAACAACAACCACAACUGAUUCAUGCAUCAACUUUUGAUCAAAUUAAUAUUUAUUCAUCAUCUAUUGAAUCAUGUUCAAUAACUAAGAAUACUAAGACUGAUGAUCAAAAAGUAUCUGAAACAUUGGGGAAAAAAGAUUUCCAAAAAUCGUUACAACUUCAUGAUGAUCAUUCAAAAGAUUUAAUCUCACUUUCAUCUUCAUCAGGGUCGUCAUUAUCUAUUAAAAAUAAACAGAAAACAGCUGAAAAUGAACAUUUUAUGACAGAUGUGGCUAUGAAUCUGGAAAAUUCGACUAUUAACGAUGACAGAAAAUUAGCCGCUUGUCUUACAUUGUCUGCAACGAAUGCAACAACUGAUAUUAUUGUUGGCUAUUCAAAAAUUGCCGAAAUUAUAACCGAAAUGUCUCAGCUGAAAUCUACAUUACCACCACCGCCGUCGACAUCCAAUUCACGAAUGUUUGACAAUAAUCGACGAUCAAUGAUUAACAAUCCCGAGAAAUAUUCAUCAAAUUUCUCUCAAUCAAAAUCGAAUUUCAAUACAAAUAUUAUUCGCUUGUCAACAUCAUCAGCAGCGCAAACAUUAUCCGAACAAACACAGAAUCUAAAUGAUUCAUUAUCAUCAUUUUAUGAAAAAUCAAUAUUGGGUCGAAAAUCAUUGGGAAUAACAAUACGUGAAAAAUUAUUGGAAAGAGUUAAUCAACAACGACAAGAAAAAGAAAAAGAGGCCGAAAUUCUAGAAUCAAACGAAACAAAAGAAUCGAAAUCGGUUGAGAAUGAUGAAACUAAACAAUCACAGCAGAUAAUUGAAAAUGAAGAAUCAAAAAUUGAUGAUAAUGUUGUUGAUGAUAGCGAACUACAAUUAGAUUUAAAUGUCACUAUUGAAUCUUUACAACAAGACCCUGACGAAGCGAAUGAACGAGUUUUAUCACCAAUCGAAAUGGAACAAUCGAUUAUAACAAUGUUGGAUAUAGUUGAUUUAUCUCAUGAUUCUAUUGAAUCGACAGAAACAAACAAAGAAGCGGCGAAAAUCAUUGAAGAUAAUGAAAUUGAAAAUAAUGAUGAACAAGAAAAAGAUUAUAAUUUAAGCGUAUCGGAAACGACUGGAGAUUUUUCAAUGAUGAUGCAUGACAUUUCACGUAUGGUAAAUGAUGAAGAUGAAAUGGCAGAAAAUUUGGAAUAUUCCAUUUUUAAUCAAUUCGAAGAAACUAUAAAAUUACUUCGACGAAAACAACGACCAAUUCAGAUUCCAAUGUUUGAUUUUAUUAAUGAUCUUGAUCAUCGAAAACUAAAUGUACGAAUUCAAUCUGUAAGCCAGAAUCUAUUAGUAUUACGAUAUCUUUUCAGUACAUUAGAGCUUCGGAUACAUUUCGGCUCAAUUGUAACAUCGAAAAUUUUCCGUCAUUCAAACACAAAUAAAAAUGAUGAUAAUAAUCAUCGUCAUGAAAUUCGUGAAAUUGUAGCCAUUGAUGUUAUUUCAUUAAUUGAUUCGAAUAGACCAUUACAAAAUGAUGUGAUACGUGGCCGUAAAGAUCGACCUAUAUAUAAUGGAGAUUUUUUUCUAUUAUCAUUCGAAACGGAUGAACAUCGUCGAUUAUUGAAUCUGGCACAAGAUUAUGUACUCACACAUUUUGAAGAGAAACGUUCAAUGUUUGAUAAAAAAUUCAAAGAUACAAGUAAACUUAAAGAAUUGAUGGAAGAAUUCAGUAUUUUGGUUACACCGGCUAAAAAAAUGGCAUGUGAAUUACGAAAAUUAUUAUCAUCAGAGAUUUCACUUUUAUUGCCAAAUGAUUCGGAUGGAAAAAUUGGAAUAUCUGUUCAAAUUCUCGGAAUACGAAUGAAUACGGCUGUUAUUUUUCAUUUUUAUUUCGAUCAUCUUAAAUAUCCGGAUGAAGUUAUCCAUCCUAUUAUUAUCGUACCGGAUAAAGAUCGUCAUUUAUAUCCAUUGGAAGAAUUUAUUGUUGCACUUAAAAUGAUCAAACCAUGUGAAUACAAUUAUAUAACUAGAUUGAUUAGAGGUACACGCUGUUUUAUACGUGCAUUAAAACAUGUAAUGAUCCGUAAUCGAUCAUCACAACAACAAUCGAAACAGAUUCGUGCUACAACACAAUUUGAAAUACCUCGCAGUGCUUAAUAAUAUUCAUCAUCAUCAUUUUAAUAAUCAUUGUUUAAAAUUACA
Molecule: messenger RNA, 3874 nt
Organism: Dermatophagoides pteronyssinus (European house dust mite)
Lineage: Eukaryota; Metazoa; Arthropoda; Arachnida; Sarcoptiformes; Pyroglyphidae
Source: RefSeq, a predicted model, not a curated record